UUUAUGUCAUCGGCCAUUUGAAAAUAGAAAUUAUCGAGUCCAUCAAUCAAAUAAUUUAGAAUUGAAAUAAAAGCGAAAAAAAAUGGAGCAACUGGAUUUCGGAAGAGAGUUUCGAGAAGCGAGCUUCGGAGACGGCAACGCGAAUAACCAACGAAAUCGCUCCACCAUCUAUCGAAUAUUAAAAGUCAUAGUCCACGUAUUUUAUGAAUUAAAAAAAUGGAUCUCCUUUAUGAUAGAAUGGUUCGAGAUUAUUGCCAAUGUCCCGCUUAACUACUUGAAGGAAAAAAAGAUCAUCGUUCACCCAGACACUCUGGCCGAGUUCAAUCAGUCCCGUGGUUGGAAAACAGCUGUCUACAAGGGCGUGGAGUUCCAUCCCAACUGCCCCUACGAGCUGAUGGCCUUGCUGACCUAUCACGAUAUCGUGGUGCUCCAUGACGAGCGGAGCAUCGCACCUACAAAGUUCAGUGCCUACGAGCAAAAGAACGCAACUUGCAUGGCAUUUCGACCUUGGUCGCAUGGCUAUGAAUUGGCUGUGGGAUGUGCGGCCGGAAUUUUCCUCUGGACCAGUAAUGUAAGAUCUUGCCCGGACUUUGAAAUCCGCGACAAACAAACCCGCACUCGCAUGCAACUGCUGAAGGACGAUGGACACGUCUAUGUAACGUCGCUGCAGUGGAACGAAGAUGGCACAACUCUUGUCAGUUCUUCCCUGGGUACGAAUCACAUUAUUAUGUGGGAUCCGGACAGCCGCCAGAAACUGCGUUUGAUUCCGCAUCCUGGCAAUGGAUGCUCCUUCUUCCUACUGAAGUACACUCCGAACUUUCGCGCCCUGCUCUGUGGCCAAUGCGACGUGGGAGCUAGCCUCUGUGUAGUGGGCGGCCGCUCCAACUGGCGACGGUUUCAGGUCCUGACGGAACACAAGAUUCAGACAGCGGGUUGGACCUGCUGCAGCACCUACAUCCUAUUUGUCGAUAAGGGCAGCACCAUCUUAUACUCCUGCAAAGCGGACGAGGAAAUGGAAGUUUUUCUACAACCGGAACCGAGUUGGACUCUCGAAAAGGUCACCGAUCUCAAGGAGAUUACCACGAUUUAUGGCGAGAAACGAGAAGGUGGAGAACCACACACCAUUGUCAUGGAUCCUUUCGGCAUUUACAUAGCCAUCAUCUUCAAGGACCAGCCUUUUGUGUUGCUGGCUCUUCUGAUUUCCCCUCGAGGCUCUCGCUUGAUAUUCCGUCCCCUGGAAUAUAUUUGUUAUGAAGUUGAAGAAGCUGAUAAGUCUGAUAACGACAUCUUUCCGAUAUGCAUGGGUUUUGCGAAACCUCGAAUAGAUGAACCGCACAUCCGUUGGUUGGUGAUUGUUUGGAGCUCGGAACGCGUUCAGCGGAAGGUUUUGGAAGUAAAUACUAUGAAAGAAGCCCUCAAUAUUCACAGCCUUAAAAAUACUUAAAUAUCAGAAUAAAAAGAAUGAGAAGGCAGAGUCCAACUGCAUUUUAUCCUCCUGUUUCACUUUGCGAUUGCUGCUAUUAAAUACUCAUCCUUUCAUAUGAAUAUUCAAUGACUCCGCUUAUGCAAAUCGGGGUAGAGCUCGAGUGGCAGGCAACCAGUUUUCGGAUUCCACCUGCAACACACUUCUCGUUGGGAUUUUCGCCGCUUUUGCAAAGUAUUUUCCCUUUAUCCGGCCAGUCAGCUUAAUGCCAAUAAAUUGUUACUGAAAAAUUGGUUCCCACAUA
Drosophila ananassae is the source of this 1727-nucleotide messenger RNA. RefSeq names its product aladin. The transcript has a single exon. The record is from RefSeq and is a predicted model, not a curated record. Gene Ontology annotation, biological process: nucleocytoplasmic transport. Gene Ontology annotation, molecular function: protein binding. The coding region runs from base 83 to 1444 and encodes 453 amino acids. NCBI's taxonomy places the organism in Eukaryota, Metazoa, Arthropoda, Insecta, Diptera, Drosophilidae. Gene Ontology annotation, cellular component: nuclear pore.